AUGAGCGGUGAAAAGCAGGCCUUUUUCGUGGAGGCGCAGGACGGCCGCAAGUUUAAGAUGGUGAUCCGGGGCGACCUCCGCAAGCUGAGUGUGGCCAAAAUACGCCGCUACCUGAAGGCGUACGACGUGAAUGGGGAUUGGGUCCUGGCGUGCCGUGGCAGUCCCCUGCCGGAUGACAUGCUUGGUGAGGAGUUCGGUCUCGAAAACAAUGGACUGCUGCAACUUUGUGAUCCCGCGGGCCUGGCGGCUGCGGGGCCGGAUAAAGGCCCUUUUGCCCUCGAGCGUCCGCCUACUGACGGCGCGGCCACGGAGGAACCGUGCGGUAGCAGUGCGCCGUCGGCGCGCAGGAGUGCCGGGGCCCGCCCCUCGGCGCCCGCGACGGUGCCUGAGGCCAGCGGGAUGCCCCAGGGGCAGCCGCACGCUGGAAGAGCGCCGCCGGAGGAGGGGUUGCGCCCGUCAAGCGAGGCGCUUGCUCCACAACUGGCGCAGGGGGAUCUGGGCCACGGCGACGCGAGCGCCCGGGCACUGCAGAGCGCACACGACAACCUUGCCUGCCUGGCCGAACACCUGCGGGUCGCCCUGAGCCUCGAUCGCAACCUCACCUGCGUCGUGUGCAAUGACGAGGAGUACAGCAUUCUUGUGACCUUCGACCCCCCGACGAGGCGUCUGUACGUGUACUCGACGGUGCUGACGGCGAUCCCCGAGGACCGCGCGGUGCGCACGAAGCUGUAUGAGGUCCUGCUGGAGGGCAGCCUCCUCGGCCGUGAGGUGUGUGGGGGCGGUAUCGGCGUGUCCCUACGGGGUGGUCUUGUGGUGCUGUCCACGUCGAUCCUCACGGCGCACUGUGACCGGGAGACGUUGAGGGAGGUGAUCCCGACCUUCGUGGAGGCCCUGAAGCGGUGGCGCUCUCUUGUGGGGGAACUGGUGGGAUAG
This is a messenger RNA of Phytomonas sp. EM1, 933 nucleotides long. The record is from the annotation of a GenBank genome assembly. Lineage: Eukaryota; Euglenozoa; Kinetoplastea; Trypanosomatida; Trypanosomatidae.